Molecule: messenger RNA, 695 nt
Organism: Nelumbo nucifera (sacred lotus)
Lineage: Eukaryota; Viridiplantae; Streptophyta; Magnoliopsida; Proteales; Nelumbonaceae
Product: ubiquitin-ribosomal protein eL40 fusion protein
Biological process (GO): translation
Cellular component (GO): ribosome
Molecular function (GO): structural constituent of ribosome; protein binding
Source: RefSeq, a predicted model, not a curated record
UGAUUGAUAACUCGUGCAUUCUCGGAGAAACCGCAAGGGAGCGGGAGGAGAGAAAGUGCGAGAAGAUGCAGAUCUUCGUGAAAACCCUGACGGGUAAGACUAUAACCCUAGAGGUAGAGAGCAGCGAUACCAUUGACAAUGUCAAGGCAAAGAUCCAAGACAAGGAAGGAAUUCCUCCUGAUCAGCAGCGGUUGAUCUUCGCCGGAAAGCAGCUAGAAGAUGGCCGAACCCUUGCUGACUACAAUAUCCAGAAAGAGUCUACAUUGCAUCUGGUUCUGAGGCUUCGAGGAGGAAUUAUCGAGCCUUCUUUGAUGGCUUUGGCUAGGAAAUACAACCAGGACAAGAUGAUCUGCAGGAAGUGCUAUGCACGUCUGCAUCCCAGGGCUGUAAAUUGUCGGAAGAAGAAAUGUGGUCACAGCAAUCAGUUGAGGCCAAAGAAGAAGAUCAAGUGAGCCCUUGUUGAGACUUGUUUGCAUAAGGUGGGGACAUCGGAGGAUGAAAUAUGGACUAGUCUACCCACAAAUAGAUUGCUUAGAUUCAAAAAUGGAUUUUGUUCUAUGUUUUUUCUUUUUAAUGCCUUGACUUGACUGCUACACUUUUGGUUAAGACUUGAGGAGAUGCAAGGUUUAUGUUAUUAAACAGUUUUCCCCAUGGUUUUAAUGAUAUCGUUGCUGAUAAAAAUGUCAUCUGGAUUC